Venturia canescens is the source of this 4220-nucleotide messenger RNA. RefSeq names its product transmembrane protein 62-like. NCBI's taxonomy places the organism in Eukaryota, Metazoa, Arthropoda, Insecta, Hymenoptera, Ichneumonidae. The coding region runs from base 499 to 2550 and encodes 683 amino acids. The transcript has 12 exons. The record is from RefSeq and is a predicted model, not a curated record. Gene Ontology annotation, molecular function: hydrolase activity.
AAUAAACAUAUCUGUUAUUUUUUCUUCGGUAUAUAAGUCUGUUUUCCUAUAGUUUCCCACGUAUCCUGCUCCGUAUGCUGACAAAUAAAAAUAAUUCUCUUGUCAUUUUCUUCGCUGAUAAAAAAUCGUACGUGCGUAAAAAUCAACACGGAAACGUUACUUUUAACAUGCGUCCUAACGCGUAUUCGUAUGGCACAGUUUGGAAUUGGACUUGAUUCAAUCGUCUAUCGUCUCACUUAACUUGAUUUUGUGCACCACGCGCGCAGGAUAACGUACUUCUCGUUCUUGAGUACACGAGCACUCAUUCUUUAGCUCAAUGUAAACAUUCGGAACUGCAGCGAACGGAAAAUAAUCGUGACGAACAAAAAAUACGGGAGAAAAAAAAUAAACCAAUGAAUAAUGAAAAUGAAUAGAUAAAUCUAAAUAAAUCGCAAACGUGGAGAAACAUACGAAAAUUUCUGUCUUUAAUAAUUCAUUAAAAAAUCAUCCCAAUUGGAAAUGAGAAUAGCAAAAUCGACGUUGGUCUUCCUUAUUUUUAUACUCAUGCUCUCGAUUUUUGUGGCGAACGUUGCUGACCUUAUAAAUGUAAAUUCGCCCAGUGUGCACGAUAAACCGUUUUUCAAUGGCCCUGAAAAUACUAAGCCGAUGUGGACAGAGCCAAGAAAAUAUCAAAUUGGUGAUUCCAUGAAUAAUCUUAUGUGGUUUCUGCAAAUUUCAGACUUGCACAUCAGCAUUUUUCGGGAACCAUCUAGAAUUAAUGAACUUAAAGAAUUUUGUGACACAACCGUCAGCGCUUUGACACCUUCUGUUGUACUCGCAUCAGGCGAUUUGACUGAUGCAAAAACCCAAGAUGGAAUGGGAUCUAGGCAAAUAUUGGCAGAAUGGAAAAAUUACAAGCAAAUCCUCGACGAUACAAAAGUCACAAAAAAAACCAUAUGGCUUGACGUCAGAGGGAACCAUGACAAUUUCAAUGUUCUCCAUGAAAAUUCGACGGACAAUUUCUACUCAAAUUAUUCAAUCCAAGGGAAAAACUAUCCAAGAUCUUACAUGCAUCAGAUCAAAGUUGGCAACGAGAAAUACAGUUUUGUUGCGAUAGACGCUUGUCUGUCACCAGGUCCGAGGAGACCGUUUAAUUUUGUUGGAGCUCUUGAUGCAAAAGAAAUUGAAAAGAUUCAUCGGCUCGUUGCUCAAUCCCGAAAGAGAGAGACGGAUUACAUUUUCUGGUUCGGUCACUAUCCAACUUCUUGCAUAAUAGCUCAGUGCGAAGAUGGAGUAAGAAGUUUGAUAGGUAGAUACAGCGAGAGCAUGGUUUACAUGUGCGGCCAUUAUCACAUGCUUGGUGGACUUGUUCCUAACAUGUACACGUUGCAACAAGCCGGCUUUUUAGAGCUUGAGCUAGGAGACUGGAAAGAUAAUCGACUGUAUCGCCUCGCUGUAAUAGACCAUGGCCAAUUCUCGUUCACUGACAUAAAGCACCAAGAGUGGCCAGUGGUAUUAGUCACCAAUCCAAAACACGCUCUUUACGUGAUGCCUCAAAAAGAAAAUUCACAGUCCAUCGUUGAAUCCACGCACAUCAGAAUAUUGGCAUUUUCGCUGUCUCCGAUUAAAUCCGUGCAAAUUAAAAUCGAUGAAGAUCCCUGGAGAGACUGUUAUCACGUCAAAGGACCACUUUACGCAGCCAAAUGGAAUCCCAUCGAUCAUAGCAGCGGAAUUCAUCACAUAAGGGCCCUCGUAAUCGACGACAUUGGAAGACGGAAAGAAGUACUCCAGCCUUUCACACUGGACGGCACUCGAUUGUCUUUUCGAGUAUUACCAAGAUUAGUGCUCAUGUCAAAUGCCAGUACCAUCUUUCAGUUAUUCUUUGGCACGAUCCUCCUUGUUUUAAUCGUACCACUUUGCUUGCUGCGCUGCCUUCAUAUACUCUGUGAGCGAAAUCGGAUGAUACGACCAAGACUUCGAACACCAAUUUUCGGUUGGUGGGCCCGAAAAUUAUGGAUCCUUGCGACCAUCGAUCGGCUGUUUUUUCCGUUGGUUUUGUACGCUCUUUAUCUUGCCAUCGGUCCGUGGUCCGUGGGCGAAGUAAUAGAGAAUCAAAUUGGCGUAGUUUUCGCCUGGGGGAUGUUUAUCGGCGAUGUUUAUUUGCCAGGCUCGUUCACGUAUGCCUAUGGAUUUUUUCAAUUAUUCUCUUUCCAUUUACCAUUGAUGAUGAUCCUCGCGCAUCGAGUCGAGAAACGGUUUGACACGAUCGAAAAACCACUGGGCAAACCACCAACGAUCUUUCGUUUACUUUGGAGGCACUUUCCAAUUGUGUUACUCAUCACCAUGCAAUCGUCUAUGGUAUAUUUUUUCUGGCUGGCGUAUGGUACCCUUGCCGUUGUCUUAUGCCCUUUGAGAACUUGGAGCAUAAUUCUGGCGAUUUGCUUAUGGUAUCAGGCGAAUAAGAUGCCUCAAAGGUGUUUGAGACCGGCUGCAAGAGUAUGGUCAACUUCUGGACGAGUUGCGAGUUACGAAGCGAACGAGAACCGAAGAAAUUCCGAUGAUUAUAAGUAAUUCUGAAGGGCGAGAUUCCCGGAGAAUGCGUGAUUUUCUGAAACAGUGAUUUUUCAUUCUAUAAGUACUUUUGAUCUGUUCUUUUUGACUUUUUUUCGAGAACAUUGAGACAUUUGCUAUUCAUAUUAUUUUUCGAUGAUUUUCUUUGCGAUGGAUAAUCAAGCAUGUACUGAAAGCAAUUUUAGUGCUCAUUUGAUUUGUGGUAUUUUGGAUGCGCACACAAACCCGAAUCUCCAAGUUCCAGAAAACUGGAGCUUUUAUUCCGGAUCUGUAGUCUUCUUUGAAACAUAUUGAAAGAAGGAAAAUAUUAGAAUUUCUAUAAGCUUCAUAUCGAAAAUUCCUCUGAGCCUGAAAUAUUCUUCAUUUAUUAUAUUAUCAAAGAAUUCAAGUUUCUUCUUCAGUUUUAUUUACAAAAAAAUUGUCCUCCUAAUAGCCGCUCCGAGAGGUGGCGAUGAAUAGUUGAAUAACAAUUGCUUCGUAGCAUGUGCUUCAAUAGUCGUAUAGAGAUCGUGUCGAAACAGUUUAUUGUGCCAUUCGUUUUCCAACAAAAAGUUUAUAAUUUUUAGUCACAUUUUGUUGAGAGCCGAUGUUUCAUUCGGGGGACACGAGAACUAGAGAAAUGAAAAAAAAAAGGGUACGCGAAAAGAAAAAUGAGUCACAGCUAAUCGAGCCUGAGAUUCCGCUGAUCAUUAGACAAACUUGUACUAUAUUUUUAUACGUAUAACGAGUUCCAAUGGAGCUUUGUUAAUUUAUUGAUAUAUAGAUCGUUCUCACCGCCUUAGACGUUUUUUGUAGUUAUUGUGAUAUUCAACUUUCAUGUAUUAUCAUUGUAGAAUUACGAAAAUAUGUGCAGCCUGUUUAAGGCUGAAUUCUCAAUUGUGUCAACUUCGUUUCAGGACUGAAAUACCGAGUCGAAAAGUAUCAGCUUUUUUCAUGAAACUUAAUGAUUUCUUAGUUUUGAAAAAGAAUUAAAAAGUCCUGAACUAAUUGACAAAGAACGUGUUGAUGAUUUUCGAGCCUCGCAUAACGAAGUAGAAUCGGUUGUUUCCUAGAAGAAAUAUAGAAAAUACGUCAGAAAAAAGAAUCAAUCCGUAGAAAAACUUAGUUUCGAAUAGGCCUUCUUCGAUGAACUUUCAAGACUAAGUUACUGAAGACAGAAAAGAGCAUUAAACUUGAUAGUUAAUUUUGUGCUUAUAAUUGUAAAAAGUAAAAGUUUAAAGAAAUGAAUCAUUUAAGAAACGAUCUAAAGUUUUUGGACUCAAAAUAUUGCUCCGAAAUCAGGUUUGCAUCGUUAUCCAUUCAGCCCAGUCUGAACCCUAGACGAUGAUUGCUGUGAAAAUAUGACACAAUGCCUAUGUAGUUUUCCUUGCAAUCUUUCAGCGUUGACAUCCUUCAAAGUGUUGAUUUAACUAAUGAAAGUAUAUUAGACUUAAAUAAUUGCGUUUACACUGGUUCACACGCCUCGCGUGUCAUCAUAGUUGAGAAUUAAUACAUAUUGUAUUACGUGGUAUAUUUAUUGCAAUAACAAUAUAUGAAUGUAUAUAAAUGAAUUAUUAUUACAUACACGUGUAUAUUCGCUGAGAGUGUAGACUGUACCGAGUAGAUUUAUGUUGCUGAAAUGUCGAAGCAACUGUUACAACAGUGUGCCAAUAAAAAUCUUGAGAAAUGUU